AUGGUUCUCGAGGACAGCGAGUGUGACUCUGUUUUUGAGCCUCUAAUCACUGACGAUUAUGUGGAAACUCAGUAUGGAAAAAUCCACUGUGUCUUUGCUGGGACGCCAAGGACAAACCGUCCCAUCAUCUUGACCUACCAUGAUGUUGGACUCAACCACAAGUCCUGUUUUGAUUCCCUCUUUAAUCAUGAGGAUAUGAGAGAGAUCCUCAGACACUUUCCUGUUUGUCAUGUUGAAGCACCAGGACAACACGAGGAGGCCAAAACUCUUCCUGCCUCAUACGUCUACCCAACAAUGGAUCAGUUGUCUGAAACCCUGCCCACUGUCCUCAAACACUUUGGAUUACGCAGUGUCAUUGGACUUGGAGUGGGAGCAGGAGCCUAUAUCUUGGCUAAAUUUGCUCUGAACCACCCCGAUUUGGUUGAUGGACUUGUCCUGAUCAACAUUAACCCACAUGCAGAAGGUUUAAUGGACACCAUGGCGACCAAGCUCACUGAAUGGACCCAAACCCUCCCUGACACAAUCAUUGCACACAUAUUUGGAAAAGAGGAGAUUCAGACAAACCUAGACCUCAUAGCUACCUAUCGUCACCACAUCACAACAAAUAUGAACCAGUCCAACAUCAGUCAGUUCCUACGUUCCUAUAACAACAGACCGGCUCUGGAGGUGGAGAGGCCUGUGCCUGGAGGAAACGUAACUGUUCGCACACUGAAGUGCUCCACUCUACUGGUUGUAGGAGAUUAUUCCCCUGCAGUGGACCCUGUGGUCGACUGCAACUCAAAACUGAAUCCCACAAAGACCACACUACUCAAGAUGGCAGACUGUGGAGGACUUCCCCAAGUAGAUCAGCCAGCAAAAGUCAUUGAAGCCUUCAAGUAUUUUAUCCAGGGCCUGGGAUAUUUGUCCAGUGCCAGCAUGACCAGACUUCGGUCCAGGACAAACUCCAGCACCUCUUCUUAUGAUGGCUCCCGGAGUCGUUCACACACCAACGAUUCUCUGCGUGGCAGACUGCCCUCUACUGGCACAGACAAGAACAAAAAACAUCAGAAUGAUAUUGCUAUGGAGAGUAUUAAUGGAAAUAUGGAUCAUCGAAUCACAAAAUCCACACAAGUGGCAUGCUGAGGUCAAAUAUAGUAAUUUAGCUAUAUUAAACAUACCAUGUCUAUCUAUUAUUGUAUCUAUAUCUACAUCAUUGUUAAAAUUUACCAUAUUUACCAAACCCUUUAAUGUUGAUUGAGAC
Molecule: messenger RNA, 1240 nt
Organism: Boleophthalmus pectinirostris (great blue-spotted mudskipper)
Lineage: Eukaryota; Metazoa; Chordata; Actinopteri; Gobiiformes; Gobiidae
Product: protein NDRG1-like
Exons: 12
Coding region: 1-1122 (373 amino acids)
Biological process (GO): signal transduction
Cellular component (GO): cytoplasm
Source: RefSeq, a predicted model, not a curated record